CUCGGACCUGGGCCCUCGGUUUUUGCCCCCGGCCGCACAUAGUUGGACAUGACACGGAUACUGUUACGCUAACCUGGAGUUUGUGGGGAUGUGCGCCGGGAUUCUUGGACUAGAAAAUGGAUCAACUCUGAUACGAAGCACAGUCCCUCUGUGAACAAAAUGGCCGACGACCCCGGCUCCAGCCCCGUCCUCAGCGCCCCCUCCAGACGACCCAAAGUGCUCUCCAGGAACGGCCCCCCUCCCCCCCAGGACCCCGCCCCUCCCGUCUUCACCCGCCGACUGCGCAAGGCCGCCGUGGGUACGGGCUGUGACAUCCGCCUCCGAGUGUCCGUGACGGGAUGGCCCGCGCCCGCCCUCUCCUGGUACCGUGGCGACCUGCUCCUCCCCCCCUCCGAGGCCCAGGACGCGGGGGGGCUGUGGAUACGCGACUGCAGGACCUCCGAUGCUGGACUGUACACCUGUGUGGCCUCCAACGCCCUGGGAGAGGCCAGCUGUAGCGCCGUGCUCGCUGUUAUGGACCUGGGAGAAGACUCUGAGACUACGGAAGAUGAGACGACAGAGCCCCAGCUGGAGACUAAAGAGGGCAGGCAGCAGGACAAGGGGAUGCGCAAGGGACACACAGGUGAAGGCGGCCGGAUGAUGGACUAUAACCCCGACGCCUCAGACCGCAGGGCCACUCUGCCCGGCACCUAUGAUCCUGUGGUGGAGAGAGAGCUGCGGGCACUGGGCUCCAGACCCCCUGGGGCCCCUCUGGACCCCUCCAACCCCUCCAGGCAAGGCCCCGCUGAGGGCGCCCCCGUGCGGCACCUGGGUGAACACACUUUUCACAACUCUUUUAGGACUGAAACUGCCCCCCAACACUCACACACAAACAGUGCUCCUCCAUCUUCUAAGACCAUGACGCCAAAAAGCACUGGCUCUAAGAUCUCAGACAGGGUGAGGGCCUUUGAGGAGCGAGGAGCCAGCGUGGAUCUACCAGACGAUAAGAGCGCAGAGAAGAGAGAAGGGGCAGCUCAGAGGAGAGCCGCAUUCAAGCAACGCGCCUCUUCUCUGGAGGACAAGAGCACCUACGCCCUCAAGGUCCAGGACUACCAGAGCAAGUUCACAGAGGAGCUCCAGAGAAUCAAGAAGCUGGUGGGCAAACCAAACCUGAAUAAGGCCUACUCCACCGAACAGCUGGCUCAGAAAGAGAGACCGAGCCUGGGCAAGCUGGAGCCCAUCCCGCCCCAGGUCAUCCGGAAGCUGGAGGCCCUGGAGGAGAGGACGGUGAAGAGAAGAGCGGGAGACGUGACGCAGGUGGGAUCACUGGGGAAACCUGUGGAUGGCUCAUCAAAACAGAGCUCCAGGACCGUCUCUGUUGCCAUGGAGACCGCAUCGGCUCAGCAGUUACCGGGGCAACCGUCACUAACAGCCAAAAGGGCGACCCUCACAAGAAGCAACAGUUCACCUCUCUCCCAACCCCCACCAACCAAAGACCCAACACUGGACCAGGCAGACCGAUCUUUGAGCCCGACGGGGAAGCGAACGUCUCCGGUGGGCGCGAAGGACCAGGCUCCCGGGCCCCAGACCCUCUUCCCCCACUCCCCCUCCUCCACCGCCGCAGCGCCCAUCAGCCCCCUCACCAAGAGACGCCGAGCCGAAGGGGGGCCCAAGCUGACCAUCCCCACGAUCCUGGUGGAGAACGAGCCCAUGGAGGCGGAGUGCGAGGGGGACCAGAGGAGGAGAGGGCGGAGGAGCAAGAGAGGCCAACCAAGAUCUCUGGACGAAGGGGCCUCCUCCGAUGACUCCUACCAGUCUGCAGACGAGGAGCCAGCUGAGGGCCCUGGAAAACAGAGGAAGGUGGGGACAGCAGCGAACGGAGCAGAGGGAACGUUAUCUGGCAACGCUACACACACAGAGGCCACCCACAUGCAUCGUGGGAGCGCCGGGAUUGGGGUAGGGUCCGACGAGGAGUACCUGAGCCCCCAGGAGGAGCCCAUGGAGGUCACGCCAUCCACAGCCCCCAUCAAGAGAGUGAAAUUCAAAGAGCCACCUCACUUCCAGGUAGCACCCAGCGACAUCUCCAUAACUGAGGGCAACAAUGCCGUUAUCAGCGCCAGAGUGCGAGGCCAGCCCCCUCCCAUGGUCCACUGGUCCAAGGACAGAGCCAGCAUCACCACGUCCGGCCGCUACUCCCUCACGCAGACUGAAGAGGGCGCUAUCGAGAUGAGGAUCACAGCAGCUCAGCAGUCUGAUGCAGGGACCUAUGUGUGUAAGAUCAUCAAUGAACACGGGAUCAAACAGGCCCAGUGUAAAGUGGAUAUCAACGCUCCCAGCGCAGCAGCCUCCCUGAAGAUCCUGAGGCAUGUGAAGGACGUGUGUGUGCGGGCAGGGGAGUCGGCCAUGUUUGAGUGCCUGGUCUCGGGUCCCGCCGAUGUGGACGUGGACUGGCUCUCCAAUGGCAAGCUCAUCCAGCCCGCCCUGCUGCACUGCAAGAUGACCUUUGAUGGGAGGAGGUGCCGGCUCCUGUUGAACUCGGUGCAUGAGGACGACAGCGGGACUUACAUGUGCAAACUGAGCACGGCUAAAGAGGAGCUGACCUCCAGUGCCCGUCUAAAGGUCAGUCCGUCCAGGGAGCCUCUCUUCACUCGCCGGCUGGAUGUGCUGGAGGUGAUGGAGGGGCGCACAGCCAGGUUCAGCUGUAAAGUCAGCGGAACGCCUCCCCCUACGGUCUCAUGGAGGCACUUCGAGACCCCAGUGGAGGAGAGUGAGAACAUCCGUGUGCUCCAGGAGGGGGGCAGGCACUCUCUGGUCAUCCUCCACGUGAGCAGCCACACAGAGGGCUUCUACACCGCCAUCGCCCAUAACCCCCACGGGAGAGCCGAGUGUACUGCAGAGCUGUACAUGACCGAGCCCCGCGCAGCUCUCACCUCACACAUGACCAAGCUGGAGAAGAUGCCAUCCAUCCCAGAGGAGCCAGAGUGUGCGGAGGGGGAGGUGGAGCGCAGGACCAUGCCGGACUUCGUGAGGCCCCUGAGCGACGUGGAGGUGAUCGAGGGCAGAGAGGCUGUGCUCAAAUGCACUGUGUCUGGACUGCCCUACCCCUCCAUCAGCUGGUACCACAACAGCAAACAGAUCCAGAGCAGCGAGGAGCGCAAGAUGAUGCACUACAGGGAUGUGCACAGUCUGGUGAUUCGGAGUGCGUGUCACGCCCAUGGAGGAGUCUACAAGGCAGUUAUCGCCAACAAGGUGGGCAAGUCCGCUUGCUACGCUCAUCUCUACGUCACUGACAUCGUCCCUGAGCCUCCAGACGGUCCUCCAGAGAUAGAGUCCAUCACAGGGAAAACCAUCAGCCUGAGUUGGAAGAAACCCAAGAGGAGCGAUGCAGCAUUGGAUUUGGGCUCUUUGCUGUAUGUGGUGCAGCAGCAGCCUCUGGGCUCUAUCCAGUGGAGCGUGGUGGCGUCCAACCUGAAGGAGAACAGCUACACCAUCACAGGCCUGUCCAAAGGGGUGCGCUACGCCUUCAGAGUGCUCUCCUCCACGGGCAAGACACUCAGCAAACCCUCCCCCUCCACAGACCUGGUCACACUGCUGGACAGAGGACCGUAUCUGAGGAAAGCUCCGGUGAUCGUGGACAAACCUGAUGUAGUGUACGUGGUGGAGAACCAGCCCGCCAGCAUAACCAUCCAACUCAACCACGUCCACGCCACCGUCACCUGGAAGAGACGAGGUACAGCUUUGGUCCACCGCCCGGGCGUGUGCGAGCUCUCCAUGCCCGACGACGACCAGCACAUGCUCCGCCUCCUCCGCAUCCGCUCCGCAGACGUGGGCCAGCUUAUCGUCAUGGCAACCAACCAGCACGGCAGCGACAUGGCCACUCUCCAGCUCGCUUUAGCAGUCCCGCCAAAGUUUGAAAGCAUCAUGGAGGACGUGGACGUGAGCGUUGGGGAAACUUCUCGUCUGGCUGUGGUGGUGGAGGGGAAACCAGACCCGGACAUUCUGUGGUUUAAGGAUGAUGAUCUUCUGUCUGAGAGCAGUCACUUCACCUUUGUGUACGAUGACCCUGAGUACUCCCUGGUGGUCCUGAACGCUCAGCCCGAUCACUCCGGAGUCUACACCUGCACCGCCAAGAACCUGGGGGGAUCCAACUCCUGCAAGGCCCAGCUCACUGUGCACACUGGUCAAGAUGAGCCAGAGACUGUGGAGGACGAGGGCUCCAUCCUCCGCAAGAUGAGACGCCUGACGGACUACUACGUGGUGCACAAGGAGAUCGGGAGGGGCGCCUUCUCGUACGUGAAGAGGGUGACUCACAAGAAGGCCAAAUCCGAGUACGCCGCCAAGUUUGUGUGCGCGCGGGGAGCCAGGAGGAAGCAGGCCGCUCUCAAGGAGAUGGAGCUGCUGAGCGAGCUGGACCAUCCCAACAUCCUCUACUUCCACGACGCGUUUGAGAAGAAGCACAUCGUGGUGUUGAUUACAGACCUAUACCAUGAGGAAAUGUUGGACAGAAUGGCCAAGAGAACCACAGUCAUGGAAGUAGAGAUUCGAAAGAGCGUGCAGCAGAUUCUAGAAGGGCUAAGAUAUCUUCAUGAGAAAAGCAUAGCACAUCUCGACAUAAAGCCCGAGAACAUCCUCUUCUCCGGCCCGAGCAGUGACCAGAUCCGCCUGUGCGAUCUGGGGAAUGCUUUGAAACUGGACACGGUCGAAGAGCGCUACUGCAAAUACGGCACGCCAGAAUACAUCGCACCAGAGAUCGUUAACCAAACCCCGGUCUCCACGGCAACGGACAUAUGGCCCGUGGGAGUCAUCACUUACCUCUGUCUGACAGGUGUUUCUCCUUUUGCCGGAGAGAACGACAGAGCCACAGCGCUGAACAUCCGGAACUACAACGUGGCGUUCGAGGAGAGCAUGUUCUCGGACCUGUGCAAAGAGGCCAAAGGAUUCGUCAUCAAGCUGCUCGUGGUGGACAGGCUGAGGCCUACAGCUGUCGAGUGCCUCCGCCAUCCCUGGUUCAAGUCCCCCACAAACAAGAGCAUCAGCACUGCACAGCUGAAGCAAGUGCUGUCCCGGAGGAAGUGGCAGCGCUCUCUGAUCAGCUACAAAUCCAAGAUGGUGAUGCGCUCCAUCCCCGAACUCCUGAGUGACUCCUCCAACCACGUGUCCAUCGCUGUGGCCCGUCACCUGAAGGAAGGCUCCCCCCCGCCCUCUUCUUCCUCGGACUCGGACGCAGACGUAGACGAGCUCCCCUUCAUCCCCAUGCCCCUCUCCAUGGUCUUCUCCGGGUCGCGCAUUUCCCUCAACGACAUCCCCGGAGACGACGACGUGGCGUGGUCAUCCGAAAAACCGAACAUGGAAGACAUAACCGAGGAAGCGACGGAAGAAGGGAAAAGAGUUCAAAGAGUGCCGCUGAAAAAAGGUUCUAGCAUCGAAGCGGACGAAUCGGCAACCAAGUCGAGACGGGCUACCAUGAGGCGGGGCAGCUCGGCGGAUUCAGCUCUCCUCCUCCAUAUCGACCCAGAAGAGGCUGGCGCUAACGAGGAUGCAUCAACUGCUAACAAGACACUAAAGAAGGCGGUUUCCAUGGAGCUGCCCAAUCGUAGCCCUAGCCCCGGUCCAGGCAAGCUAAGCCAAGAAGACUAUGCUCUCAAACUGGAGUUGAUGCGGCAAAGGCUGCUACGGGGAGGCAGUGCGGACAAAAAGAUGAGCGGGUUGCGAGGUCCGUUGUUUGAGACGUUAGGAGUGGAAGAGAACACAUCAGCUGGUUCUCUGGAACGAAGUUUGCGUCGAUCCAAAACUGGUCCCUCAUCUCUCAUCCGAGCUGCUUCUUCAGAAACGACAACAGAAGAUACCCCCAAGACCAAAGUGUUCCGCAAAAGUUCCUCCUUCUCUCAGGGAGAUUCAGAACCCAUGCCACUUCACCGGAGAUUUGGAGCACCGCUGGAAAUCCCAUCGGCGAGUAGUAGUAGUGGUAGUAUGGACGGGAAGAACCUGCAAGAGGCUACUUCCAUGUCUGCGCUUACGGAAAUCGAUUCAAGGAGUUCCCCUACAGUGAAAGCAAUGUUCAGUCUGCCAGAAACAAGGGACCAAAUGGAUGAAAGUUCCGAUGAAGGUUUAGUUCUGAAGACCAAAACACAAGAAGGAAAAUCGCUAGUCCCUCCGAUUAUUGUUGUUGAGGAAACCGUUGAGGAGAAGAAGGAAAUUCCAGCAACAGUAAGACAAGAUAAGGAUGAUUCUCAAAAUGAUAAAACAUUUACAUCUGAAAAAGCCGAACUUCCAAACAAAGCUUCCUCACAGUCUACUGAGUCCUUACCAGAACAUCCGGCUGUAUUCGCCAAAGUUGCAACCGCGGACCUAAUAACUACACCGGAGGCCCCAGCCCUCGCUCGCCAACCUGUCCUACGAAGUGACAUUAAAGAUAUUGAUUCUGAGGAGGUCUUCGAAGCGAGGUUCAAAAAGAGGGAAUCCUCUCUAACUCGUGGUCUCCGCAAAUUAACCAGGAAUCGGUCAGAGGAAAGGUCACCGGUCAGGAAGGCAAACGAAGGAGGUGAAGAAGUCUACCGGCCAGCAGCAAGAGGAGAACCCCUUGAGAUGGUUCAGAAAGGUCUUCAAGAAAAAGCAAAGUCAGUUCAAGAUCUAAGAGAGGUGGACAGGGAUGUUGGUUUGGGAUUGAUUGGAAGGUUCUCUCUGCGUUCCAAGAGAUCGUCAUCAGUGGAGAAGAAACCGGAAAAAGCUAAAGAGGAAACUGCAGCUAGCAAAAGAGUAUCCUGGGCUAUCGGACGCAGCAAGUCACUGGACACAAAGGAAAGUUCACAGAAACAGACCCAGUCAGAAGAGAGACGGGAGAAGGACGGCAGCGGAAGUCAGAAAGAUUUGAAGAAAGUGACUGAUUCACCAGUGCUGGCAAUGAAACAGAGGUUCGAGAACAAGGUGGCAGGGAUCUCCUCCAAAAUCCGCAGCCAGUCCGAGGAGAGAAAAGUGGAAAACGAAGGGAAGAGGACUCCAAUCUUCAGUCGUCACCGGCAUUCCCAAUCGGAGGGUCGCGGGCUCAAGGGAAUGGGCAUCCCGGAAAACCAGCUAGCAAAGCAGGCUUCGACAGGCGCAUCCAAGGAAUCCAUCGAGUCCACCAGCAGCCAGACGGAGAAGGUGCAGGAGAGCGAAAGAAGGUCCAGGUGGGACAGGUGGGGACUGUCCAGAAACCGGAGGGAGCGGACUUCAUCCCAGCCAGAGGGGAGGGCAGCUGGGCAAGAGCAGUUCAGCCGAUCAGCCUCAGACUUCGCUCCAGUCUUCCACAUCAAACUCAAAGACCACGUGCUGCUGGAGGGGGACCCCGUGACCCUGAGCUGCCUGCCCGCUGGGAGUCCUCCGCCUGAGAUCACCUGGAUGAAAGAUCGUAAACCCCUGGAGCUGGAUGAGCGGAUGAACUUGAUCUCUCACCCUGAUGGCCGACAGCUCCUCACCAUCAUGAAGAGCGGCCGCAGAGACGCUGGAGUGUUUGAGUGUGUGGCCACCAACCCCAUCGCCGCAGUGACCACCUCCUGCACCCUCUCCAUCGCAUGUGUUCCCAAGAGGCCAGGAACUCCAGAGGUCCCCCAGACGUACAACAACACAGCUCUGGUGCUGUGGAAGCCUGCAGACACCAAGCCCCCCUGCUCCUACACAUUGGAGAGGAGAACCGAGGGUGAGUCUAGCUGGAUGACAGUCGCCUCGGGGAUAGUGGACUGUUACUACAACGUGAGCGAGCUGCCGGAGGGCGGGGCGUUCCGGUUCAGAGUGGUCUGUGUGAAUAAAGCCGGGAAGGGCCCUUACAGCAACCUGUCUGCUCCUGUUACCGUGGGAACUACAGGUGGUAGUGCCCCGCCCCCUGUGGCUGUAGUGAAGACUGUCCCCGCCCCCCCAGAACCCGCGGUCUCCUCCUCCCUCGCCAUCUCUCCUCUAAGACCCGCCGCCAAGAUCACCACGGCAACAGUCGUCACCCCCACCACCUCCCCCCUCACCAUCCCUCCUUUUAAACCCGCCCACAAUUACGCUCCCAAGGUCACCGCGGCGACCGUCGUCACCACCACCACCUCUUCCUCACUCUCCAUCCCUCCUUUUAAACCCACACAUAACCACACCCCCAAGGUCACCACGGCAACUGUCAUUACCACCGCCGCCUCCUCCCCACUCACCAUCCCUCCUUUUAAACCCGCCCACAACUAUGCCCCCAAGGUCACCGUGGCAACCGUAGUCACCAGCACCUCCCCCGUUACCACGCCCCUAACUCCGCCCUCCUCUGGACCCGUCAGUCCCGCCGCCAUCCCCGAAGACAAACCCGCAACCAAAACGCCUCCCUUCGUCAUUACCAAAACGCAGAGCCCGGUGAACGUGGUGACGCCCAUGACGCAAACCCCGCCCACUUCUGUGUCGGCCCCGCCCACCAUCGUAACUCCACCCUCCACGCCCACCAAGCCAGCGUUAAGCUCGGUCCCCUCUUACAUAUCGACCCCCACCAAGGCCCCCACCCCAGUGUCCUUCACCCCACCCGUGCUGCAGACCUCCAGUCUGAGCCCCAUUGCUGACGGGACCACUACCCCCAGAGGAACCCCCUCCGGACGGGGAACUCCCUCUGGACGAACCACCCCCUCCACCACGCUCAGGCAGGGGGUCCCACAGAAACCAUACACCUUUCUGGAGGAGAAGGCCAGGGGGCGCUUUGGUGUGAUCCGUGAGUGCAGGGAGAACUCCACAGGUAAGAUCUUCAUGGCCAAGAUCGUCCCGUACACUCAGGAGAACAAGGCCGAGGUCCUGAGGGAGUACGAGAUCCUCAAGAGCCUCCACAACGAGAAGAUCAUGAGUCUACACGAGGCCUACGUCACCCCCAGAUACCUGGUCCUGGUGUCUGAGUACUGCAUCGGCAAGGAGCUACUGCAUGCACUCACAGACAGGUUCCGUUACUCAGAGGACGACGUGGUGGGCUACCUGGUGCAGAUCCUUCAGGGGGUGGAGUACCUUCACAGCCGCAGAGUCCUCCACCUGGACCUGAAGCCAGACAACAUCCUGGUCACUAACCUCAAUGUCGUCAAGAUCCUGGACUUCGGGAGCGCUCAGAGCUUCAACCCACUUAGCCUCAAGACACAGGAGGCUCGCUUGGGGACUCUCGAGUAUAUGGCUCCAGAGAUGGUGAAGGGUGAAGUGGUGGGUCCUCCUACUGACAUCUGGAGCAUCGGCGUCAUCACACACAUCAUGCUGAGCGGCCGUCUGCCCUUCGAGGACAAAGACCCUCAGAAGGUGGAGUCCAAAAUCCUCAUGGCCAAGUUUGACCAGACCAGACUGUACCCCAACGUGUCCCAGAGCGCAGCCACGUUUCUCAAGAAGAUGCUCAGCAGUUAUCCAUGGGCUCGUCCGACCACACGCGACUGCUUCUCCCACGCCUGGCUCCAGGACUCUUACCUGAUGAAACUCCGGCGUCAAACCCUCAACUUCACCACGGGACGCCUCAAAGAGUACCUGGUGAUACAGCAGAGCAGGAGGGCGGAGGGAGCAACGCGACAUAAAGUACUACUGCGAACCUACCAGGCCAAUACUACUACUACUACUACUACUACUACUACAACUGGUACUACUACUCCGAAGCCAACCUGAACAAGGCAAGAUGGACCUUUCCGGCCUCUUGGAAUCCCUUAAACAUGGUCGCAAAUCUGGAAAACUCAAAUAUGAAUACAAUUUUGGGUUGCCAUGGCGAUUUAGCAAUUUUUUUUAAAAGCCAGAUGCCCUUCCAGUCGCAACCUGCCACUUUACCGCGACUGGAGCAGGCGGUAAACAAGUAAACAAGUAAGGUGUUCCGCCCGUGGACACAGCGGCAGUACAGCACGGGCGUAGGUGUUUAGGGAAUCGAACCGGCAACCCCGCUGUGAAACGCAAUAAUGAUGACAAUAUGUGUACAAUUAGCAAAAACGAACUGAAUGCACAAAAUAAAUCAUCGUAAACUUUUCGAUUAUUUUCUUUUUGGCGUAUUUCGGUUCAUAAAUACACAAUUAGCCUGCACAAUUAGCAUUUCUUGUAUAGCGUUCAACCCGUGGGUAUAGUCCUUUUAUUUAAGCUGCUAACUUAUUUUUCACGUUUGAAUCUCAAAGCCAAAAAAAGUGUUGUUUUAUUCAUGUUAAUUUAUUUGCAUGUGUGAGCGAGAGUGUACGAUUUUAAGGUGAAAUAAAGACACAAUAGGACUGUGCUAAUCCAAAACGUAGGGCUAGCUUAAGCUGGAAUUUGUGCGUCGUCGUGUUUCAAAACCGUACUUACAAAUCAUUAGCCUCGUAGCACAAUGGCUAAAGUACACAGAUAAGUUUUUUUGCUUGAUUUUUCUGGCAAAGUUUCUUUUUUUUGACCAACACAAAGAAUAUAACAUUUUAAAGCUAAGUGGCUAAGUUUGGCUAAGUUUUCAAGCUAAUUACAGCGGAAUGUUGUGCUAAGAUAAAAGCGCUGUACCAGUUUUUUCCCAUGUAUUUGAGCUAAAUGUGUUUCACUCCAGUACAGAUAGAUUGCAUAAGCAGCUCUAGAGGUCAAAAUAAGUCUGCAAGAGCGCUGUUUGCAUUCUAGUUAUUGUCAUUGAUACCAUGAUGACCGUGAAAAGCGCUAAUAAUCUUGUCACGGUGAAUAAUUAGGAUGCUCUGUACGCUUAAGGGAUGUGAGGAAGAACGGUACAGAUAUAUUGUAUAAGCAGCUCUUGAGGUCAAAAAAAGGCUGCAAGUGCGCUGUUAGCAUACUAGUUGCUGUCAUUAUUACCGUGAAAAGCGCUAAUAAACUCCUCACGGUCAAUAAUUAGGAUGCUCUGAUCGCAUAAGUGAAGCGAGGAAGAACUUUGGACCAGUGCAAACCUUUAAAAAUGAACUAGGUCUGUUUUUCACAUUUUUAAGACAAAAACGGGUACAGCGCCUUUACGGCAUCGAGAAAGAAUGUAUUUAGUUAUGAUGCCUUUUCAAUGUUAAACGCGCACUAUGGAGCUUUUCUAGUGGGUCUGGUUGUCGCCCUGGAGAUGUCAUAGUUUUGUCUGGAAUGUUUCAAAGUAGGGCAUUAAAUUUAUCCAUCUUGCAUUUACUCAGUUUAAUAAUUUAAUGUUAAUAGCCUGUGACCAGCUUUAAAAAAUCUAACUUUCUGAAGGAUAAGUAAUGUUACCAUGGCCAUAAAAAUAAAAAACACGAAAAUCAUCAAAUGUCUCACAAUAAUGUCAUGGGCUGUCACAAUAUAUCGAAUCACAAGUUCCUUUGCUUAAAUGUUUUACAGCAGCAACAGCUUUUAAACAGUGGGAACUACAUAUCCCAUGAUUCAUUUCAGUGCAGAAAACAUGAAGAAAUAUGUUUUUUACUUAAAUUCUUGGGAUUAUGACAGAAAUAAUUCACACCAAAAUCUUGUUAAAGUGUUUUAAAAGCAAAAAAGUGUCUUAUCUACAUUUAUAUCUGCCUCUCCAAAAUAUCGCAAUAAAUAUCAUACCAAGAGAUUUGGAUAUCAUUACAUCCCUAAUAUAUAGCAUUAAAUGAACUUAUUUUAACUUUUAAAACAUCCACCAUUAUAUUUUUUUUACUUUUUACUAUAACAUUAUGACUCAAAUAAUCAUACUUGCCAAUAAGAAUUAAACAAAUCACCUUGACACCCAUGACAUUUAUAUAGAGAGGUUUAAUGCUAUACUGUGGGAUUUUCCAGCCAAACAUAUACAUCUCCAUGGAGACAAGCAAGUAGCCCACUCCCCCCCUCCAAAAAAGUUACAUAGUGCACCUUUAACUAAAACUUACAUAACAAACAUAAGCCUUAAGCCAUCUUGCUGUGAGGCUAGUGACCUGUCAAAUCUUAGUGAACUCUGACCUGUAUUCCUGGUGAGUCCUCUUAUUCAGUCAGUGCCUCAAACUUAGUCCGCCAUGUUUAGCUUCUUGUACAUGUGAUUCCAGCCCACACCGGAGCUACUGCAAUAUUUGGACAAGACCUGACCUUAGCCUAGCCACACGCCGUCCCUGUAAUAAUACUAGAUCCUGUGUACUGCUCCUUCAGUUUUCCUUUUGUAUGAAUCUGAACGCCCGAAGAUUUGUAAAUGUACCUAUUUGCUGUGUUUAUAUGUGGAAAAAGUUCAACAUGUU
This is a messenger RNA of Boleophthalmus pectinirostris (great blue-spotted mudskipper), 12077 nucleotides long. RefSeq names its product striated muscle enriched protein kinase a (gene spega). Bases 160 to 9597 code for a protein of 3145 amino acids. Gene Ontology annotation, biological process: protein phosphorylation. Gene Ontology annotation, molecular function: protein binding; ATP binding; protein kinase activity. The record is from RefSeq and is a predicted model, not a curated record. The transcript has 42 exons. NCBI's taxonomy places the organism in Eukaryota, Metazoa, Chordata, Actinopteri, Gobiiformes, Gobiidae.